AUGAGCUCGACAUCCGCCUCGAACGACCCGUCAGUAUUCACUGGAAAUGAUGUAACGACAGACGAGUCUUCCGUGGACAAGGACCUCGUGGGGUUAGAGGAAGUUCAGCAUAAAAAGCCGGGAAAUGAGUUAGUGGGCAUAGUUUGUCCACCCCUAACUAGCCCGCCAUCAGCUUAUGAAGGCCAUCCGUCGCCAUACCCCAUAUGCAAGGAAUGGCAUGCUGUGAAUACCCUGUUCCUUGCGCACGAUAGCGCUCGGAAAGAAUAUGGCGGCUCAGAGUUCGUCAGCUUCGUUCUGGAUGAUUAUACAAUCUACAGCCGCACGGGCGGGAAUGGACGCCGGGCUGGUAUGGUGCCACUUAACGACGUUGCCAACAAGGAGGGCGGUACGAUUUUCUUCUUCGACGGCAUAAUCAGGCCUGAGGGAGAGGUAGAUUCUACCGUUGGCCAUUUCUACCUAAAGCAGAUUUCAUUCAGUAGAGUCUCUCUUGGUGGCUAUGAGGAUCCCGACCUGCAUACCGUGGGAGAGGAUAUCUGGAUACAAUCCACACACUGUCAACAGAAGGGUAUAUGGUACCGUCUGGGGGAGCCUUCAUUAGCUUAUGAGCCAUAUCACUGUUUCUUUACCUGGUUAGCUGACCUGGCUAAGCAUUUCGUCGAUUAUCUCCACGCAGACGAAAAGCGAGACGUCACCCUUAACCACUUCAAGGAAGAUUUUCACGAUUGGCUACUAGGCUGUCACAAUGAGAAGCCAGAGUUUAUCUCAUGGCUAGGAAAAUAUGGUUCCCGGGAUUUUCGACAUGCUGUGAAUGCGCAUGGCAAGUUUCUGCGAGGGCAGUCGUUUACUAUUGAUUUUUCUUCGUACAGUCACCAUACCCUCUGGGACGAACUUGGACUUUCGGAAACACCGGUUAUUACAGAGCAGCCUACAGUAGUGAAGAACACUGUCGUCACUCCAUUCGUUCACAACUGUUUUAAGAAUAUGCCCUGGUCCAACCAUCUCCAGAAAGUUCAAUUUGCCCCUGAAGUCGAACGCCAACACAAGGAGAUGGUGAGGCGGCAGACUAACAGCGCACUCCUUGGGACUAAAAGAAGAACUAGCGUGACUGGGGAUAUUGCCAUUGGUGAUGUUGUUACUUUAAAAAAGGAUGACGAGUCCAUCUGGAAAGGAGAGGAAGAGUACUGGUAUGCUCUCGUCCAAGGGUUUGGUCCCGGUAAGCAUCGUGAUCUUCGGUUGCUUUGGCUGUACCGCCCAACUGAUACUGUUUGCUCCAAUAUGACGUACCCGCAUAGCAAUGAGCUAUUCUUGAGCGAUCAUUGCAAUUGUAAGGAAGGCGAAAUAUUGGCCAAGGACGUGGUCAAAAAGGUUGCGGUUGACUUUUUCUCUUUUGAUGAAGACCGAGAUGGCUCAACGCUAUUCGUACGGCAGACUUACCAGACGAAAGACGAAACUUUUAGAACUUUGAGUGACAGUGAUUUUACCUGUCAUUGUAGGGCUCCUAAAGAGCCUACGCAAAAUUUCAAAGUUGGUGAUACUGUGCUGGCACAGUUCUCAAACAAACUAAAACCUGCUGAGAUUAUCAGCAUAGGGGCAGAGGAAGCUGUUCUACGAGUUUUCAUAUACCAUCGAGACCUUGGGGAGAAAAACUGUCGUCCCAAUGAAUUGGUUCACUGUGACGAUUAUCAUUCCGUUCCAAUACGCCGCAUUAAAAGGCAUUGUCACAUCCGCGUUUUCAAACCCGUUCAAAUAUCUAAUAUUCCAUGUCCUUAUAAUAGAGACGGGACAGGAGAUGCGUUCUAUAUCAUCUAUCGAAAGGAUGAAGAGAAUUUGGUCCCUUUGAAUUUUCCUCCGAAUCUCAGGGAAGGGUUCGACCCUUCCAACCCUGCUUUGCCUAAGCUAAAGGCUCUAAAUCUAUUCAGCGGUGGAGGGACAUUCGACCGAGGUCUCGAAGAAGGAACGGCGAUCGAAAGCAAAUGGGCUGUGGAAUGGGGCCUUCAGCAGAUGCUAACCUACAGGGCGAAUCACCCUGACGGUAAAGGAUUGAACUUAUUUUGCGGGUCCGUCAACGAUUACUUGUCCCAGGCCUUCAGAGGGGAAGAACACGAGUAUAUUGCUGGAAUAGGAGACGUUCAUUUCAUUUCAGCAGGCAGUCCCUGUCAGGGCUACUCGACCGCUAACGCCCAUAGACAUAAUGAGAUGUCAAUGCGAAACUCAUCGAUGAUUACAUCCGUCGCAAGCUAUGUCGACUUUUACCGGCCCCAAUAUGCGAUACUCGAAAAUGUGACCGGAAUGGCUAGCCGGACGCAUGAACAGAAUCCCCUUUCCCAGCUUUUAUGUGCCUUUGUCGGCAUGGGCUAUCAGGCUCGUGUUUUCAACCUAGACGCAUGGAACUUUGGUGCUCCCCAGAGCAGAUCUAGGCUUUUUAUUGCGGUCACUGCUCCGGGUCUUCACAUCAUAGAACAUCCUCCUUUAACUCACUCGCAUCCGCCUGGAACUAAAUCGCGUACCCUUGGUGAUAACCCGAAUGGCUCAACUUUUGGAGAAAGGCGCUGGGAUACUCCUGUUUUCGACUUUAUAUCCGCAAGCUCAGCUACAAGGGACCUACCUCCUAUAAACACUGCACGAAUAAUGUCUAUAACCUGGCCAGACCACCGUCCUUCUCGAAUUGAGUCUGAAGGAAGGCAGGCAUUAAUACAGAGCAUUCCCAAGCGUCCUCGGAGCCAAGGGUUAAUAGAAGCCAUAGCAAGAGGUUGGGCUGAUCCUGCUGACCAUCCUGAACGGAUAAAACGUGGAAACUGCAAAGCCUGGUCCCGAGUCCACCCUAAAAAACUAUUUCCAACAGUUACAACCUCGGUCUGUCCUUUCUGUAUAUUUACAGGCCGUUGGCUUCACUGGCAGGAAAAUCGCUUGGUAACAGUUCAGGAGGUGAGGCGUGCACAGGGAUACCCGGACAACGAAGUACUUAUAGGUAGCCCUGUUCACCAAUGGAAAAUCGUCGGAAAUAGUGUAGCAAGACAGGUCGCCCUUGCACUUGGCCUUGCAGUCCGAGAGGCAUGCAUCCGCAAUCAAUAUGGACGUUCUGCUCGAAUUUUAGCCGCAAAUACUGCCCCCUUGUCAGAAGAACCAAAGAGCCAAUUGCUUUUAACCGCCACAACUCCUACGCAGCUACCCGCCAAGCGACGUAUUAACAUUGCCAUCGAGGCGUCCUUGUCAUAUAAAACAGAGGAGAAGUUCACAAAACGGCAGAAGAUGCUUUUAUGUGAUAUGUCACCUUGA
Messenger RNA from Nannizzia gypsea CBS 118893, 3276 nucleotides. RefSeq lists its product as hypothetical. The record is from RefSeq and is a predicted model, not a curated record. The transcript has a single exon. The coding region runs from base 1 to 3276 and encodes 1091 amino acids. Gene Ontology annotation, molecular function: chromatin binding; methyltransferase activity. Gene Ontology annotation, cellular component: nucleus. Lineage: Eukaryota; Fungi; Ascomycota; Eurotiomycetes; Onygenales; Arthrodermataceae.